Messenger RNA from Saimiri boliviensis boliviensis (Bolivian squirrel monkey), 3475 nucleotides. It is a transcript of the gene CAMK1D, whose product is annotated as calcium/calmodulin dependent protein kinase ID. Gene Ontology annotation, molecular function: protein kinase activity; ATP binding. Gene Ontology annotation, biological process: protein phosphorylation. NCBI's taxonomy places the organism in Eukaryota, Metazoa, Chordata, Mammalia, Primates, Cebidae. The record is from RefSeq and is a predicted model, not a curated record.
AGUAGCAGAAAGUGAGGCUGGCAGGCGGCGGCAAAGGAGCCGGCGCGCGGCGGCGGCAGGAAGUCUGUGCCCGAGAGCAGCAGAAAUAAGAGCCAGGGAGGGACCGCGGCGGCGGCGGCGAGAGCGAAAGAGGAAACUGCAGAGGAGGAAGCCGCGCCGCAGCCGAAGCUGCCCGGCUCGGCGCCCGGCAUCCCCGCCGCCCCUGCGCCCGCGCCGCACCCCCGGCGCCCCCUCCCCAGUGCGCCCCCAGCCGCCCCUCCGCGCCGCGCUCGUCGGCCAUGGCCCGGGAGAACGGCGAGAGCAGCUCCUCCUGGAAAAAGCAGGCUGAAGACAUCAAGAAGAUCUUCGAGUUCAAGGAGACCCUCGGAACCGGGGCCUUUUCCGAAGUGGUUUUAGCCGAAGAGAAGGCAACUGGCAAGCUCUUUGCCGUGAAGUGUAUCCCUAAGAAGGCGCUGAAGGGCAAGGAAAGCAGCAUAGAGAAUGAGAUAGCCGUCUUGAGAAAGAUUAAGCAUGAAAACAUUGUCGCCCUGGAAGACAUUUAUGAAAGCCCAAAUCACUUGUACCUGGUCAUGCAGCUGGUGUCCGGUGGAGAGCUAUUUGACCGGAUAGUGGAGAAGGGGUUUUAUACGGAGAAGGAUGCCAGCACUCUGAUACGCCAAGUCCUGGACGCUGUGUACUAUCUCCACAGAAUGGGCAUCGUCCACAGAGACCUCAAGCCCGAAAAUCUCUUGUACUACAGUCAAGAUGAGGAGUCCAAAAUAAUGAUCAGUGACUUUGGAUUGUCAAAAAUGGAGGGCAAAGGAGAUGUGAUGUCCACUGCCUGUGGAACUCCGGGCUAUGUUGCUCCUGAAGUCCUCGCCCAGAAACCUUACAGCAAAGCCGUCGACUGCUGGUCCAUCGGGGUGAUUGCCUAUAUCUUGCUGUGUGGCUACCCUCCUUUUUAUGACGAAAAUGACUCCAAACUCUUUGAGCAGAUCCUCAAGGCGGAAUAUGAGUUUGACUCUCCCUACUGGGAUGACAUCUCCGACUCUGCCAAAGACUUCAUUCGGAACCUGAUGGAGAAGGACCCGAAUAAAAGAUACACGUGUGAGCAGGCAGCUCGGCACCCAUGGAUUGCUGGUGACACGGCCCUCAACAAAAACAUCCACGAGUCCGUCAGCGCCCAGAUCCGGAAGAACUUCGCCAAGAGCAAAUGGAGACAAGCGUUCAAUGCCACGGCUGUCGUGAGGCAUAUGAGGAGACUCCACCUUGGCAGCAGCUUGGACAGUUCAAAUGCAAGUGUUUCAAGAAGCCUCAGUUUGACCAGCCAAAAAGACUGUCUGGCACCUUCCACGCUCUGUAGUUUCAUUUCUUCUUCGUCGGGGGUCUCAGGAGUUGGAGCCGAGCGGAGACCCAGGCCCACCACUGUGACGACAGUGCACUCUGGAAGCAAGUGACUGGCCCUGGAGAACCUUGGCCAGACUGGAGUCUUCGUUGGGGCGGCCAUACUGGAACCAUUGCUCGAGGGCCAUAGGCGGAGAAUAGGGUCAUGGUCUCGGCUUCAUCCAGCAGCGCACCCUGCUUCGCAGGAUUUCACAAGCGCAAGACUGAGAUUCCCUUGGAUAUGAGGAAGGAAGGCAAGGGCCGCCAAAGGAAAGCUUCUCCCAUCUUUCAUAAACAGAAAUAAGAUGUCCUCUUUCCCAAGUUGGCACAAUCACGGCUGGCAAAUGAGUUGAAGGUCCUCAAAUUCAGCCAGUGCACGACACCUCUGCAUGUUCUGAAACUACUUCCUCCCCAUUCUGUCUACCCACACUCUGCGAAGUCUGCCUUUUCCUUAAACACAUUCCAGACCAAACACUGUUCAGUUUGUUUCAAAAAAAGAAAAUGUAUAUGCCUGUAUGUGACCCACCACCCUUUGGAGGGGCACCCGGCCCUAGGCUGGGGCUGCAGGUGUGCCUGAUGUUUGCAAAAGGUAUUCCAGUCUUUUCGAUGUUCAGAAUUGCAAAUGUGGAGAUAGAAAAGCUGAAACAGACUCCUAAAAGAAGGGUUUCUUUCCUGAAGACUCCAAGAAAAUGAGUGUGCCGAUGAGUUAGCUUGACAACCUCAACUUUCGGGAGCGGGCAGGUGGUCUGAGGAAGGUCAGGGCCCACGCCCCACUCACCCGGCACCUGCUUGGUGGUCCCAAGUGGUCCCAGGGCAUCACGGUCUGCAGCCUGGGCACCCAGUCCCACUGUGAAGUCAGCCCUGCAUGCUGGCCGAGGCCCGGCCACCUCCCGAUGCCUCCAGAGUCAGUGGGAAGGAGUCAGCCCUUCCCGGACUUCCCCGCCACCUCCAGCAGGAGCAGCUCGGCUUGUGGCUCUGGGAGCUCUGCUUUUGCAAACCCAAAAAGGCUGUGCAUUUGGAAGCCAAACGCUCAGCAUGCGGCUGCCGAGUCUGGUUUUGUGGACAAAGCAAACUGUGGAAUGGCUUCUCGGUGUCUAUAUAAAGGAGCACGCGAUCGCAUUCACCCUUUGUACUCACACCGUUUCUGCAUUUGCCAUAUCCGUUUUUUAACCUUUUUGUCGCCAGGGAACUUCUCAUAUGAUUAUUAUGUCUUCUGAUGAUUUGCCAUGUUAUUUUACUUAAAGGUGAUUUUAUUUUCUUAUGGACAGGAAAAAAGCAAAUGAGAGGAGUUGGUUUUAGUCUUAGAGAUCAGACUUCAGCAGGGGCUUGGAAACCCCAAACUCUAGGUCAAUUGCUUCUCGGAGGAAAAUCUUGGUCUAGACAGAUUGAGAUUCCCAGGCUCUCCUGGAAGCCUUAUACUUCGGGGCACAGGGGCCCUGGGGUGUGGUUAGCAACCAGGCUGUGAGGGAGCUAAAAAGGUACAAGAACAUCAGCCUGGAUGUUCAUCUCCCAGCCCUGACGCCUGCCAGUCUCCUUCCCGGGGCACUUCGCCCUGUCAGAGGGACAUGAAAUGCUGUCCAAAUGGUGGCGGAAGGGCAGUGACAUUGCAGCAGAGUCUUUGCUUUGUAAGAUGGGGCGUCAUGUUUCAGAGAACAUUUAUCUCAGUCCCACGUUCAGGUGAGAAGACCUCAAAGGUACCCUCUGUCCAGAAUAAACAUUGGAACAAUUUCUAAAUUGGCUUUGUCCCCGCACAUAAUGUAAUCUCCCUUCUUUCAGCUCCCACAGCAACGAGCAUGCUUCCCAAAAAAUGAGAACGUCAAAAGCAGGAAUGUCCCCGCAUCUACUAUUACCAGGCUUGCAAUUGGUUCAAUAUUUCCAUAAAAACAUGUUUGUCCAAAAGAAGGGAAACUGUGCAUUUAUUCCAUGCAUGUAAGAAACUCUGCAAGAAGUUUCACCCCCGUAGGUUUGCGGCACUGCAAAAUUGUUCAUGGGUCUGUGUAGCAAAUGAUUCUCUGCCUUGACAAUCAUGUGUACAUAUCAAGAUUUCUAUGGUAAUGAUAAUGAGAUUGACGACUUCUUGUUUUCCUCCAAUAAAGACAACUAAUCACCUUCA